AUGGCAUCUUCAGGGAUCUGUGGUUCUGACGCCCACGUGCUGAAAGGAGAGCUCCCACUGAAAUUCCCUUUCAUUCCGGGUCAUGAAGGAGCAGGAACUGUGGAGAGUGUUGGGGAUGGAGUUAGCUCCGUGAAACCAGGAGAUAAAGUCCUCACACUCAUUAUUCCCCAGUGCCGAGAAUGCGAUGCCUGCUUGCACUCCCAAGGAAACUUCUGUGACAAACAAGAUGUUCUUCCAUGUUCCGGGGUGAUGCUGGACGGGACCUCUAGGUUUUCCUGCCAAGGGCAGAAGGUUUACCAUUCCUUCCGCACAAGCACGUUCACCGAGUACACUGUUGUGCCCGAGAUUGCAGUAGUCAGCGUUGAUGCUGCUGCUCCUAUGGAUAAAGUUUGUCUCUUAAGCUGUGGCUUCCCUACAGGCUAUGGCGCUGCUGUUAACUCAGCCAAGGUCACUCCUGGCUCCACCUGUGUGGUUUUUGGACUCGGAGGGAUUGGCUCUGCCAUUGUCAUGGGCUGCAAAGCUUCUGGGGCUUCCAGAAUCAUCGGGGUUGACAUCAAUGAGCAGAAGUUUCCCUGGGCAAGAGCCUUGGGCGUCACUGAUUGUCUCAACCCUAACAAGCUCAGGAAACCUGUCCAUGAGGUGGUGAUGGAAAUGACGGGUGUUGGUGCUGACUUUGCCUUUGAGGCCAUUGGAAAAGUUGAUACCAUGGUCUCUGCUUGGAACUCCUGCAACAAGAGCUAUGGCGUGUGUCUGAUUGUUGGGCUGGCCCCAUCAGAUGCACAGCUGUCCCUUGAGUCAACCAAGAUUAUAUCUGGAAAAACCCUGAAGGGCGUGUGUUUGGGAGAUUAUAAAACCAGAGACUGUAUUCCCCAACUAGUAACUGAUUAUCUCCAAGAUAAGAUUAAUAUAGAUCCGUUAGUGACUCAUCAGCUGCCUUUUAACCAACUCCACAAAGCCUUAGAACUGUAUCAUUCAGGAAAAACCAUCCGCUGUGUUCUACUGUUCUGAGAUCUCAAUGCUAGAAGUGCAGGAGCAUCCUGAAGGGCUUUCAUUCCU
Messenger RNA from Phodopus roborovskii (desert hamster), 1056 nucleotides. RefSeq names its product alcohol dehydrogenase 1. Gene Ontology annotation, molecular function: zinc ion binding; all-trans-retinol dehydrogenase (NAD+) activity. The record is from RefSeq and is a predicted model, not a curated record. Gene Ontology annotation, cellular component: cytosol. The transcript is spliced from 7 exons. Gene Ontology annotation, biological process: retinoic acid metabolic process; retinol metabolic process. The coding region runs from base 1 to 1008 and encodes 335 amino acids. Lineage: Eukaryota; Metazoa; Chordata; Mammalia; Rodentia; Cricetidae.